Molecule: messenger RNA, 168 nt
Organism: Mesocestoides corti
Lineage: Eukaryota; Metazoa; Platyhelminthes; Cestoda; Cyclophyllidea; Mesocestoididae
Source: the annotation of a GenBank genome assembly
AUGGACAGAUACGCGAACAUGAAAUUCUACCUCGCACUCACCGUCCUCCUCCUGAUCACUUUCGCCGGUGUCAAAGGACGUAAGUUGGCGAUGCUUAAUUCCAUUCGUCGUAAUCCUUGGCUUUGCUUAUCAGCGACGCUCUGUAGGCUGUUUUGUGGUACACACUGA